Molecule: messenger RNA, 336 nt
Organism: Pediculus humanus corporis (human body louse)
Lineage: Eukaryota; Metazoa; Arthropoda; Insecta; Psocodea; Pediculidae
Exons: 2
Coding region: 1-336 (111 amino acids)
Source: RefSeq, a predicted model, not a curated record
AUGAAUUUUGCUGAAAAUGGUAGACAUUUGGCUAAUCAAGAUUACACAAUAUGCAUAAGACAAGAAGAUGAUCAUUGUUCUAUAGUUUACGAACCUUGUGACGAAAACUCGUUUAAAAUAGGACCGCCAAUGUCGGGUCAAAACGCGAUAGAAGGAUCCGGUUAUGGCGAAACUGGAGUUCCAGAUUCCGAUAAUAAUAAUAAAGAAUGCGCCGACAAAAUUCUAAUGCCUUGCGACUCGGAAGAAUUCAUAACGAUGCAAAAGUGCCUGGAGUUUGCCAAUUGCUUCAUUGCGGAAGUUCAUUUUGUCCAGAAGGAGAAUUUCCGUGCAGGAUAG